AAACCAGUAGGAUGCUUUUGCUAUAUUUCAUUACAUAGCCGGGGUUUUUUCCCUCACAUGUUGGGCUUUAGUCUUUCGCCUUUACAGUUCAGUUGCUGAAGAAGCUACCUUAUUUAUUCCACAGACUUUGGAGCGUUAGUCGUUCGACAAUUCUACUCAGUCAUGGGGAGCGGAGAAAGUAAAACCGAAACUCGGUACAAUUAUGUUGACCACACUGCAGAACGACAGGAAGAAGAAAGAGCGAGUGAGGAGAGCCGCCUUAGAAAUGAGCGCCACCAAAGAGAAAUCGCUGAAAAAAGAAGAAUCGAGAAAGAAAAGCUAGAAGCUGCAGAUAGGGCAAGGCAAGAGUUUUUGAAGACACAACAAGAGGAAGAACUAGCCGAAAGACAAGUAAAAUUUGAAGAAGAACGAAAAGAACAAGAAGAAAGAAUCAGGCAAAUAGAUCUUGAAGAACAAGCGACGUCCAAACGAAAAGGUUUAUUUGCUUACAAGUUUGGUGAGAAAACAAACUUAGCAAGCUUCCGUGGUUUGGACAUAAGUGAUGUGAAGAAGCUUCGCAUUGGUGUCUUUGGACCUACAGGAUCCGGCAAGAGCUGCUUUAUCAACACUUGCGUCAGGGCUGUCAAGCAAGUUGAUAAAGGACCGGUUACCAUUGGAACGUCAGGAGGCGAGGGAACUAUCAUCCUAGAGGAUUUUCUCACCGAUAUGUUCACCAAUCUUGUAGAUACCAGAGGUUUUUUCCACUAUGAUGCACAGGAAGGAGGCGAGUUCAGUGAUAUUUUGUAUGGCAGACUGAAGCCUGGAGAUGUGAUCUCAAGAAAGGGUGAUGAAAAGGAAUACAAUGUUGCUAAUGCAGAUACCCCGUUCAGCGAUUGGCUCCAUGGGAUUAUACUAGUGGUGAAGGCUAAUGAUCCUCGUCUGACGAAAGGAGAGUUGAGGACUUAUCUGAACCCUGUGCGACAAAUCCUAAGACCAAGAGGAUUGUCUCCAGUGACUGUAGUGACGCACAGAGACACCCUUCGCACCCAAGAGGACCGUAACAAUGCUCUCGAGUCAGCUUCAGCUGCUACGGGAAGCUCUCGCAGCCAUACUUUCUUUGUUGCCAACUACUGUCCAAAUAACCCUGGACCUAAUGUUGAAACUGAGCUGGAAAUCUUUGACAUCUUGCAUUUUGCAAUCCUGACUGCUGAGCGUUACGUAAAGAUAGCAAAACAGCAAAAAAAGAAUAAAGAGAUGGAUGAAAUCGAGAAAGCUCUGGGAAACGCGGAUAUUGGUGCUCCUACUGACAUAAAGAUAGUGUCCACGGCAUCCAUUGAAGUGUUUUUGGAUAUCUUACAACGCAAGUACAAAUGGAAAGAAGUGACCGUUAAGAAUGUGCUGAAAGAACUACGCGAGGAAGAUAUCUUGACAUUGAAAGCUUUAGCUGAUGCUUGGGAGGAGCCAUCGGUGCCGGCGAAAUUUCCACUGGGCAUGAGGAAAAUGGUUGAAAGCCACCUUAAAAGCAUGGACACGUAUUUUGAAUGAGUUAUAUAUUUGGUGUACUGAUUGGUAACAUGUUUUUCACAACGCUAAUGUCGCCAAUCAGCAUAGAGUGGGCGGACAGAAAGAAAAGGGUAAAACACGCCUAAAAAUCGUAACUUCAAGGAAAAAAAUAGAUUAAAAAUAUGAAAAUUAUGUUUGCCUCUGCUUUUUCGUUGUCUUAGGAUUUUAGCCCUAGCCUUGACAUAAUUCCUUAAAGCAACCAAUCAACUAUUGAACACCCGACGUCAGCACAACCAUGUAUAACCAGACAACACAAAAACCUUGUUUGUGGAGAUUCCAUUGGGGUUGGAGGAAUGUUGAGGGAUAUUAGUACCAACACCAAGAAAGCCUUUAAAACACUGAAUGUGACGAUGAAUGAAGUAGUUUGAAAAUGAUAAAGAUUUAAAAGGUACUUUUAGGAAUACAACUAGUUUUCUUAUUAAAUCCCGUGAAAUGGUUU
Actinia tenebrosa (Australian red waratah sea anemone) is the source of this 1981-nucleotide messenger RNA. RefSeq lists its product as uncharacterized. Lineage: Eukaryota; Metazoa; Cnidaria; Anthozoa; Actiniaria; Actiniidae. The record is from RefSeq and is a predicted model, not a curated record.